AUGUUCGGCAGCACUGGAUUCGGACAGAAGCCCGGAGGCUUUGGCGCCGCCAAUACCGGCACGACCGGUAACACUGGUGGCGGGUUUUCGUUCGGCCAGAAUAACAAUUCCAACUCCACUAACACCAACACUGGCGGAGGAUUCGGGUUUGGCCAGAACAACACCAAUCAGACCAGCAACACGGGCGGUAACACUGGAGGAGGCUUUUCGUUUGGCCAAAACAACAAUGCUGGAGCCUCUAACACCGGAAACACCGGAGGAGGACUUUUUGGAGCCAAGCCUGCUGCCACCACUGGAGGAGGGCUGUUUGGUCAGAACACAAACACUGCCGGUACUACUGGUACUACAGGCACAUCUGGAGGUUUCUCUUUCGGCCAGAACAACAACAACACCACUUCGAACACAAGCACAACCGGAGGCGGUCUCUUUGGAGCUAAGCCUGCUGCCCCCUCAGGUGGGGGGCUGUUUGGACAGAACACAUCCAAUACUGCCAACACCGGAACCACAGGCACCACCGGUGGACUUUUCGGCCAGAACAACAACGCCGCUUCUACUAACACGGGCGGCGGACUGUUUGGUGCAAAACCCGCCACCACUACUACUUCAGGAGGUGGUCUUUUCGGUGCUAAGCCUGCUACUACCGGUACCGGCUUUGGAGGAGGAUUUGGACAGAACACAAACACAAACACAAAUACUGGAGGACUUGGAUUUGGUCAGCAACAGCAACAGCAGCAGCAACAACAGCAACAACAGCAGCAAUUGACCGUCACUCCUCUGACCAGACCGUCGGAUCUACCGGAACAUAUGCAGAAGGAGUUUGAACAGAUCGACGAAUACAUUCAGCAGCAGGCCCGAAUAUGCGAUGAGCUGUCCACGAACAAGCUGCAGCAUCAGGAGAUGAUCGAGUCGAUCCCCCGAGAUGCUGAGCUCAUCUCCAGAAAGUACAUCACUGCUUACGAGGCUCUGGUGCACGACUCCGAAAACAUGAACGAGAUCAAGACUCGAUCAGACAUUGCCGCACAAGAGGCGCAGACGUGUUUCAACCUGCUCAGCUACCUGACCAGUCAGACUCCUGGCCGUCUCAACUCCAACCGACCCGCUGGAGCUCCCAGAGAGAACGGCGAUCCUCUGCUCAACUACUUUAAGACAAAGUGUGAGGAGUACGAGAAGCGAAUUGAGGAGCUGGCAAAGGUGACGGCCGAGGUGGAGGCUGGUGUUGUGGGACUGGAACAAAGCGGACCUCAGAACCCUUCUGUGGUCAUUGACAACUUUACCAUUUCGCUGGAGGAGCUAUACAAGCUGUUCAUGGGUCUUGGAAACCGGGUGGCCGAGUUGCAUCAUGUUGUCGAGCGGCUUGAGCAGCGGAAGUAA
Yarrowia lipolytica CLIB122 is the source of this 1371-nucleotide messenger RNA. RefSeq lists its product as uncharacterized. Gene Ontology annotation, cellular component: nuclear pore. Gene Ontology annotation, biological process: nucleocytoplasmic transport. NCBI's taxonomy places the organism in Eukaryota, Fungi, Ascomycota, Dipodascomycetes, Dipodascales. Gene Ontology annotation, molecular function: structural constituent of nuclear pore. The record is from RefSeq and is a predicted model, not a curated record.